This is a messenger RNA of Diaporthe amygdali, 1329 nucleotides long. Its product is annotated as sis domain-containing protein. Bases 1 to 1329 code for a protein of 442 amino acids. Gene Ontology annotation, biological process: carbohydrate derivative metabolic process. The record is from RefSeq and is a predicted model, not a curated record. Gene Ontology annotation, molecular function: carbohydrate derivative binding. The transcript has a single exon. Lineage: Eukaryota; Fungi; Ascomycota; Sordariomycetes; Diaporthales; Diaporthaceae.
AUGACGGGCCCUGUACACAACAGCGCCGUGUACAUUCUUGGACACGAGCAACACGCACCCGUUGUUCCUCCCCUCUCACCACCGUCCCCGGUCACACCCAGCAACGGCCCCGAGCUAUGUGGGCCGAUCGAAGAGCUCAGCUUGGACAACGACGUCGUGGUCCCAGGUCCAGCAUCUCCAUCCCUCCCACAAACUCCAUCCACUCCGAGAACCUCCGAAUUCGACGAUCAAUCCACCUCUUCAGAGCUUUUCGAUGACAGGCUCGCCAGCGCAAUUCACGUGUUGAACACGGAAGCAACCUCUCUCGCCUCCCUCACGCACCUCUACUCCAGUGAUCCUGUGGCACGGGUCGCCUUUAACUCCGCAGUCGACAUCAUCACCUCUAGGCAAAGAGACACGUCACGUGGCAAGCUCGUGAUCAUUGGUGUCGGCAAAUCCGGUCACAUUGCGCGCAAGUUGGUCGCAACAUUCAACUCCUUGUCCAUCCACGCCUCAUUCUUGCAUCCUACCGAGGCCCUCCAUGGCGACCUCGGCCACAUUGGUGCCGACGACACCCUCAUGCUCAUCACCUUCUCCGGCAAGACCCCCGAGCUGAGCCUGCUCAUGCCGCACCUGGAUGCACGGCUACCCCUGGUCGUCCUAACCGGCAAGACUCUUGAUGCUCCUGUGGUGCUCGAGAGAGAGAAGCAGGCCUCCGGGGCAACAAUUCUGCUACCCGCGCCCAUCCAUGAGAGUGAGACCGUGAGCUUCGGCGUGUCUGCCCCCACUACGAGCACCACCAUGGCGCUGGCGGUCGGCGAUGCGCUCGCUCUCACAUGCGCUCGGGAGCUGAACCCCAUGGCCGGCGGCGUGGCUGCUGUCUUUGGCACCAACCACCCCGGCGGCGCCAUCGGCGCGACAUACAAGAAGCCGCAGACCGUCAAGGACAUCAUGGUCCCCUUGGCAGACAUCACCUGCCUGUCAGGGUCACGCGUUCAGGUCGGCGGCGACGUGCUGAAGGCGGCAUAUGUCUGCAAGACCGGCUGGCUGCGCGUGGGCGAGGACGCUGUCGUUAGCCCCAGCCGCAUUCGCCGCAUGAGCUCUGCCGAGCUGGCGACGGGCGUCGCACAGAUGCCCUGGCUCGCCGUCCCGAGGGCAGCUUUCAUCUCGCUUGGUGCGGCUACACAGCUGAAAGACGCUGGAGAGUGGCUUCGCGCCAAUAUGCAGAAGCCGCGCGACUUGGUUGAAGACGAGGACGUCUGCACUCCCGAGUCAAUUGUUGCGGUGCUGGACAAGGGCGAGAUCAUCGGCGUGAUGGAGGCAACUGCCAUUCUGGAAGCGGCCUCGUAG